This is a messenger RNA of Gasterosteus aculeatus aculeatus (three-spined stickleback), 644 nucleotides long. Its product is annotated as CD59 glycoprotein. NCBI's taxonomy places the organism in Eukaryota, Metazoa, Chordata, Actinopteri, Perciformes, Gasterosteidae. The record is from RefSeq and is a predicted model, not a curated record.
GUCUAUUUACUUUAUCUGUUGGUGCUGUUACAAAAAGCCUCUGCUUCAUAAGCUCAGAGUCUUUUUCUUCACAUUCACAGACGCGACAGUGCUUUCAGUCAUGAUGAGGAGCUCUGUGUUGUUCUCCCUGGCUGUCAGCUUUGCCAUGUUUGGAUUUGGCCUCUCGCUGCAGUGUUACUCCUGUCCUGACGGCUCCUCCCGCAGCUGUGAGGUCAAACAGGAGUGUAACCAGGGUGACGACAGCUGCCUCAAACUCACCAGUGGUGGAAAUACCUACACUGAAUGUGGGAGGUACGCAGACUGUGACUUCAUGAAUCUGGCUGUCAGAUAUUCCCUCCCUGACUUUGAGUUUGACUGCUGUAUCACAGAUCUCUGCAAUGGCCAAGAAAAAAGUGCCUUUCAGAAAUUUAAGGAUUUCUUUGGUUGACACAUAUAAUCUAAAAUCCCCCCAAAAAAGAAAGAAAAUAAAUACCGCCAAAUGUAGAUUAUUCCAUUAAACGCGGAAACUGUGGUACCACUAAAAGUGGCUAAACAAUAAAGUCUUGAAAUAAAAAUAUUGAUGAAAAUCAAAUGUCUUUGAGGUCUGAUGCUGAGGUGAGCGGAGCCUCAGUGAAACACAUAAAUAAAUUCUUUAUCUUUCUUUA